AUGGAAGGGAAUGAUAGUGAACAAGAAGAAUGCUAUCAAGUCUACAAGGAAGGCGAACAAAACGAUGAAAUGAAAGUGUAUCGAUGGGAUCAUUGGCCAAGACUACCAUCGCCUCGACUGGUUGCCUCUUUCCGUUCUUCAAGGCGAAUUGAAAGAAUUAGUUUAGGCCAAAAGCAUACGCUAAUGUUGACCAAUGAUGGUCAAAUUUUCGCUCUUGGUAAUAAUAAUUAUGGUCAAUUAGGUUUGGAUGAUUUAAGCGAUAGAAAAUGCUUUACUUUAUUGCCUCUUUUUCAACAAAUGCACGUAACCUUCAUCGCUGCUGGCAGUCAACAUAGUUGUUGUAUCAAUGAUGGCGGCCAGUUGUAUAGUUGGGGCGAUAAUGCACAAGGUCAAUGUGGUGUGGGAGAUGAUUUAUUCUAUCAAGCACCUGUUCAAGUUUCAGUUUGUUCUCCUUCGGAUUUGCAGAUAUGCAGUUGUGGUGGUGAUCAUCCGUCACGUAUUGAAUUAGUUCAAGUUGCUUGUGGCAAAGCGCAUACGAUUACCGUUUCUUCCAAUGGCCAAUGCUGGACAUGGGGCCAAGGAUGUGAUUAUGGUCUUGCCGAUGACGACGCUAGUACCAAUGCCAAGCCGUUAUGUGUUAAUGAAUUAAGCGAUGAAUUUGUCACUCAAGUUGAUUGUGGGUUAUUUCAUAAUAUUCUUGUAUCCUAUCGACGCCAUGAUGUCGAUUCGCCACCAGUGACUCCUUCCAAGAUCACCCCUCCUAGUCGAAAGUAUAAUAAAGUCGAUUCCACCUUCAAUGCAACGCGAAAUACAACUCCAGUCGAAAGCAAAAGGAAAGCCUCUCGAAGUGGAUCCAGUAGUAAUAUUAAUCCAUUUCCUGCUUUCAUAACACCACCUGAUACUUAUUCAGUCGAUUAUACCUUGACACCAUUAAAUGAGAACAGUGACAGUACAGACGCCAAUGAAGAUUUUAUUCUGAUUUCGCCUAAACCACGAUCUUCUACCUUUACCUAUAGCCAGCAAAUUACACAAGUUUGGACUUGGGGUAAUAAUAACUAUGGCCAAUUAGGUCUUGGCGAUAAAACAGCAAGACACAUUCCUUGCUGUAUUGAAUCUAUGAAAGGAUUGGCUAUCAAACAAGUUUCCGCUGGUGGUUACCAUUCUAUUGCAUUUACUAGCGAUUGCCAGCUCUAUGCUUGGGGACGAAAUUCAAAUGGACAGUUAGGAGUUUCUGGCGAAAUAUCACUGAUACCUCGACAAGUUGAGCUUUCGAUUGGAGUCGAUCAAAGAGUUUCAGGUGUUGCAACUGGAGAAGAUAAUACAUCCCUGUUAACAUUUGCAGCUAAUCAGCAAAAUCAAAUCUAUCGUAUUGGUAAUAUUGUAACGGAUAAGAAAACCACCUAUGCUAAUAUUACAGUUCCAAAAGAGGAUUAUAUAUGCGCCAUUGCUAGUAAUUAUGGUCAAAGCUGUUUUGUGUCUGCAAGAAAUGAAAACGAUGAUAUCCGAAAAAUCUUACAUGAAUUAUUGAUUCAAGAUAGAAUUUUAUACUGUCAGAUUACUACAGCUAAAAAGAGUAUACUAUCACCGAUAAAGCAAACCGAGUACUGGAAAAAUAUUAGGGGUGUUAUUGGUGGAAAUUGCCUUAGAAAACUCUUUGAAACUUUUGAAAUUUUGAUGACGCAUAUAGAUGAAUUUAGUGAUGACUUAGAAAAAGUUAUAAUUACUCAGGAAUAUUUAAAUUUAGAUUUAGCAUUUCUUGAGCGGAAUUCACUGUUAAGUAUCUAUAUUAGAUAUGCCACGAUAUUUCUUGAUGCUGUCUCUGUUGAUAUUAUAACCCGAUGUGCAAACUCAGCAUGGCAAUCUAACGAGAUAAGUCUAGCAGCAAGUAGUGAAUUAUGGAAAAUCAUCAAUAACUAUUACAAAACAUUGCCGCUCUCUGAACUUUCCACUUCAUUAAAAUCUUUCGUGUCUGAGUACAUGCCUAAAUCAUUAUUCGGCAGCAGCCUAUCCCCAAAAUCCAAAAAUGCGCCAAAUACACGUUCCGGUGGUUCUAAGGAAACUGCGAAAUCACACGAAACGCUUUUAGAGCAAUUCCUUUAUUUACCCUUAAAUCGCUUAAAGUAUGUUAUAGCGGUUCUGAGUGGCUUGAUUCAAAAAUUCAGUACUAUUCCUAGUUCCGACUUUACCAAUAGCUGCUUCAUAUGCCCUUUAACAACGCUUUGGAUCGAUCCUGAUGAAGAUACAAACUCUGCUAAAAUACAAAAAAAGCAACAGAGUGGUAGUCUUUUGCCUCAGUAUCGGUACGCUGAAUACUUGUUUAAUUCAGGAGAUUAUAAAGAUGCAAAGUACUUAGGUUGGUGGUUUGCUGGAAAAUUGCAUGGACAACUUGGACAGUAUACCACGCUAUCUAAUCAUAACCAAAAUGAUGUUUUCGUUGGUGAGUGGCGAACCGGAAGAAAAUACGGAUAUGGAACAAUGAAAUACGCUAAUGGUGAUGAAUACAAUGGCUUCUGGUAUCAAGAUAUGCGACAUGGACAUGGCAUUAUGAAGCAAGGAACUGUUACCAACGUAAAUAGUAGUUUUUACAUUGGUGAAUGGCUUUGCGAUAAUAAAGCUGGAUAUGGAAUCUAUGACCACAACUUUAAAGAUCCGAAUCCUGUGAAUUACGUGUAUAGGGGUAAAAGAUAUAUGGGCAUUUGGUCAAAUGAUACUCGCCAUGGUGAAGGUGUUGUAAUAACAUUGGAUGGUAUAUUUCUCGCAGGUUCUUUCAGCAAUGAUCGACUCGUUGGUAACGGAAUUCUAUUGACUGAUGAUAAAACUAAAUUUGUUGGUGAAUUUUCAUCUGAUGCUAUAUUGAGUGGAAAGGGUGUUUUAACACUUCCCAAUGGAGAUUACAUUGAAGGAUCUUUCAACGGAAAAUGGGGCAAUAGCAUUAAAAUUAAUGGAUCCUUCUACAAGCAAAAUAUGUCUGAUCUCGAUAGCGAGAGAUCAUUUUAUGAUAUGCUUCCGAGCCCUUCUGAAUUAUCAUCCGAAGAAAAUAAUUACGCCGUUAAUCCUGAUAAGAAGUGGGAAUCAUUAUUUUUACAGUUUCGUUUGGUAAUUGGUGCUCAUCGAGGUAAAAUCGAUUCAAAAAGUGCCUGGCAAAACAUUACUGACGGAAUGGAGAAAUUAAAGAAUAAGCCAGCUGCAGUACCAGCACUUCCAAUUUCGCGAUCAUCUCAAAGCAUUGGAAGUGAUAUUUUAGACUCUGAUGUUGAUUUAACAGUUGCACCAGAUAUAAAAGGAACAGACUUGCAGGCUUUAAUGCAUUAUUUAUCAAAGGCCUUCGAUGAUGGUACUCAUCCACUGGGAAGGCUUGUUGACUCUUUAGUUGAAGCUUUCCGAUACAGCUACUUAGGGAUUGCUGCUAAUCAUCGUUUAUUAUUACCCCAUGCUAUUGGUGAAGCUAAAUCAAUGAUUAGGAGAUUGUACGAGAGUUUAAGGAUACUAUUUCCAGAUCUACCUGUUGAUGGUGAGUUAGCAGUGUCAAAUUCCGACGAUGACCCACAACUUUUAGAAGCACAAGAAACUGUCAGCAGUAUUAGCCUAUUGCAUCCAUUAAUUUUACCCCGAAUAUACCCUCCCUUGUUCACUUUGUAUGCUUUAAACAAUGAGACAGAGGAAGAAUCUUAUAAAAGAAAGUUACGACGACUGGCAAAGUACACCGACCUGAUUUUAAUGCGAAAGCUAGGAAUAAACAAAAAGUUCAGGUUAAUUCCUGAAAAGGAUGAGAACGGAGAACCAAACGAAUGCGAAAAUUGUCUACAUUACACAGAUGCUAUCUCUACUUUGCAACAAAUUAGUACCAAAUUUAGCCCAAUGCAGAAGCUUCUAGUCGUUAAGGACUGCUUUUCGGAAAUAUUUAAGGCAGUAGAUACUUUCUGGAAUGAUUCUGGAAACUUAAAAGCAAUGGAUGAUAUUUUACCGGUAUUUCAUUUCGUGGUUGUAAGGGCAGAAAUAAGCCAGUUAGGAUCAGAAAUAUUAUUUAUACAAAAUAUGGUUGACGAUAGUGUUCUACUAGGGGAGCUAGAUAUGAUGUUUACAACAUUACAGGCUUGUUAUUUUCAGAUCAAAUCAGAAGAGCUAUAG
Molecule: messenger RNA, 4128 nt
Organism: Trichoplax adhaerens
Lineage: Eukaryota; Metazoa; Placozoa; Uniplacotomia; Trichoplacea; Trichoplacidae
Exons: 27
Coding region: 1-4128 (1375 amino acids)
Source: RefSeq, a predicted model, not a curated record